Messenger RNA from Scophthalmus maximus (turbot), 1713 nucleotides. RefSeq names its product activating signal cointegrator 1 complex subunit 1 (gene ascc1). Gene Ontology annotation, molecular function: RNA binding. Gene Ontology annotation, biological process: regulation of DNA-templated transcription; DNA alkylation repair. The transcript has 10 exons. The record is from RefSeq and is a predicted model, not a curated record. NCBI's taxonomy places the organism in Eukaryota, Metazoa, Chordata, Actinopteri, Pleuronectiformes, Scophthalmidae. The coding region runs from base 342 to 1406 and encodes 354 amino acids. Gene Ontology annotation, cellular component: nucleus.
CUCCGUCUCGUCGCUUUGUUUACUGAUCCAUUAGUUGUUGUAAAAUUAGAUAGAAGUUAGAUAUUGUUGUUAAACGAUAAACCGUACUGAUCAUAAUUAGACACAAUAUAGCAUGUGGCUUGUCUGUUUUUUUUUUUGGUUUCAGAAAUGUGGACGCUGGUUUCACACAACGUAAAUAUUUGAUUAAUAACUUCAUUUUAGCACUCGAAUCGGAAGCUAACUUCAGCUACGUUCGAAACUUUAGCUAGCUAGCUAAAGCACCGGCGAGCUAGCUUACCCGAACACUUACCCGUGUUGUUAGCUUAGCUUAGCUUUAGCUUCAGCGUUAUCAAGUUUACAGCAUGGACGUCUUACGCCCAUCUCUUAUCAACAUAAAUGGAAGAAUAUACCGGAGGAAUGUAAUUAAAGAAGAACAUUACGAGGAAGAAGAGGAGUUCUCCUACGUGGGUCCAUCAGAGAGUGAAGAACUGGCAGCAGACGAAACCUGUGAUACCCACGUCAUUGAUCAGACUGAUAAAGGAUACCGCUGUGCCAUUGAUGUCCCAAGUGUUCUUUACAAAUACAUUAUUGGAAAGAAGGGAGAGACACGCAGACGUCUAGAGUCUGACACAAAGACAUCGAUUAACAUCCCGAAACAAGGAGUGGAAGGACAGAUUGUUAUCACAGGCUCCCACAAAGCUGCAGUCUCGUCUGCAGUCACACGAGUUGAGGUCCUUGUUGACAGUUUCCGGAGAAAACAGCCUUUCACGCACUUCCUGUCAUUUCCCCUGAAUGAUCCCAAAAUCCAAGAGGGAUUCCUUAAAUUCAAAGAUGAGGUGUUGCAACAGUGUUCACAGGAUCAUGGAGUCGAGGGAAGCAUCUUUCAGAACCCGGCAAAGCUUCACCUGACGAUCGGCACCAUGUCUCUGUUAAAUGAGAUGGAAGUGAGAAAAGCAUGUGAACACCUCCAAGAGUGUCAAAGCUUCAUCAGAGACAUUGCAGAAGGAAAACCGCUGCCGUUGGAGGUGACGGGUAUCGAGUACAUGAACGACGACCCGGCCAUGGUGGAUGUGUUGUAUGCCAAAGUCAACGCGAAAGACAGAUCUGACAAGUUGCAGGUGAUUGCCGAGCGGCUGGUGGAGCACUUUGUGUCCGCGGGGCUGAUGGUCAGAGAGUGGGACAGAGUGAAGUUGCAUGGCACUGUGAUAAACACUCUGUUCAGACGGGACUCCACAGGUGAAGAGUCGGGCGGCUCAGGAAGACAAACCGUGAGCGAAAGAGAGGCUUUUGAUGCCAGGAACAUAUUGAAGAAAUUCGGUGCUUGUCGUUUUGGAGAGUUUGAGCUGAACACUGUCCUGCUGUCCCAGAGAUAUUCCACAGACUGUACGGGCUACUACACCUCUGCAGGGAGCAUCAACUUCUCCUGAGCUGACCGUAUUUUGAGGUCUCUGAUGAAAGUGGCAGCAGGGCAGAAGGUUCUCACUGAUGUUGACUGAUGAAGGAGCUCUCAGCUGACAGUUAAGCUCUGUGGGAAACAUCACGUGAGGAACAGGAAUGGACUUAAAAACAAAUUGUCUUUGCAUUUUUAGCUGACUCCUUUGUUGAAAUGAAAGAGAGAAAAAAAAUAUAUUUUUUUGUGUUGUGUUUUCCUUCAUGUUGGCAGGAGGUGGUACAUAUAUUUUUUCCCCCAAAUCUGACACGAAUAAAUAAAAGUGUAAAGCAUCGAAGCCCGGG